Molecule: messenger RNA, 3026 nt
Organism: Polistes dominula (European paper wasp)
Lineage: Eukaryota; Metazoa; Arthropoda; Insecta; Hymenoptera; Vespidae
Gene: Ndf
Product: Nucleosome-destabilizing factor
Biological process (GO): transcription elongation-coupled chromatin remodeling
Cellular component (GO): chromatin
Molecular function (GO): nucleosome binding; NADP binding; NAD binding
Source: RefSeq, a predicted model, not a curated record
GUGGAGGGGAUGAUUUGGAUCACGUCGUCAUGCACAAACGACGCUCUGCUCUACUCAUUCAGUCUCUUGCCGUUCGUGAGCGGAGCAGUAGUGGUGAUAGUUUGACCAUGUCUGAAAUGUACAAACUAGGUGAUUUGGUAUGGGCGAAGAUGAAGGGAUUUUCACCAUGGCCUGGCCGGGUAUCCAUUCCUUCAAAGGAUUUGAAGAAACCAGGAAAUACUAAGAGAGGACCAGUACAAUGUAUUUUCUUCUUUGGAACUAAUAAUUAUGCAUGGAUAGAAGAAUCCAAUAUCAAACCGUACCAACAAUAUAAAGAUACUUUGGUAAAAUCGAGCAAGUCUGUUGCUUUUAAAGAUGCAGUGGAAGCUAUAGAAGAUUAUAUUGCGAAAGGAGAGGUAUUUGAAGAUGGCUUAGAUCCAGACUCAUUAUUUGAUAGAUUGAAGGAAGACACAUUAUCUCCGGAUAAGAAAAUGGUUUCAAAGAUACCGAAACCACGCAAGGAGACACCGAAAGCUAAGCGAUUAGAUAGUGGUGGUAGUGACACUCGUCGUCCAGCAAAGAAACAACGCAGAGAGUCCAGUACAAGCAAUAGUAACCGAGUCGGUAGCAUUAGUCCUGCAUUGAAUCAUUCUACUCCUACAAGGAAGUCAGGUUCAACUCUUCUGAACAGACCAGCCAUCAUCACCAGACCUUUUUUAUGGGGUACCAUGAUGUGUGAGUUGUCCAACUUAUCAAAUACAGUAACACCACCCCUGGACGUCGAAACCCUAUCUCAAACACUCAAAGAGAAGAAUAUUCUACCGUCAAAUUUGAAAUUUGGUUUCCUCGGUUUGGGAAUAAUGGGCAGCGGCAUCGUUAAAAAUUUGAUCAACAGUGGGCAUAGCGUGAUUGUGUGGAAUCGAACACAAGAAAAGUGUGCAGAUUUUGUAAAGGCUGGAGCAGAGCAGGGAUUAACACCUUCGGAUGUCGUAAUGGCAGCUGACAUCACGUUUUCUUGCGUGGCUGAUCCGCAAGCAGCAAAGCACAUGGUAUUUGGUAACUGCGGCGUAUUGAUGGAGAUAUCUUCUGACAAGGGUUACGUAGAAAUGACAGGAAUAGACGCGGAAACAUCGCAGGACAUCGCCGAGGCGAUUAAUGGAAAGGGUGGUCGUUACCUUGAAGCACAAGUGCAAGGUAGCAAGACUCAAGCACAAGAAGGAACAUUGGUCAUUCUUGCGGCUGGAAAUCGUACCCUAUUUGAUGAUUGCCAAUCGUGUUUCGAGGCAAUGGGUAAAAACAGUUUCUACCUUGGCGUAGUUGGCAACGCUUCCAAGAUGAAUCUCGUGUUACAAUUGAUGGCUGGCGUAACAUUGGCGGGUCUUGCCGAAAGUAUGGCUCUUGCUGAUAGAGCGGGACUUCAACAGAAAGAUGUUCUUGAAGUUUUAGAAUUGACUUCUUUAGCUUGUCCAGCAAUUAUCGAUAAAGGAAAGGCUAUUAUUGAAGGUGGUUUCCCGACGCAAUUACCUCUCCAACACAUGCAGAAAGAUCUUAGACUGUCAUUAGAAAUGAGUGAUCAAUUAGAACAACCUUUGCCAUUGGCUGCAGCAGCGAAUGAGGUUUACAAGCAUGCAAAACGUGUCGGUUACGGUGAGCAUGAUGCCUCGGCUGUUUACAUUCGAGCCAGGUUUUAAUGAAGGAAGAACAUCGUCGGGCUUUUGCUAAGAUCAUAUUUAUUGCAAUAAACCUAACGUUGUUUCCCAGCGCUAAUAUACACAUAGAUGGAAAGAGAGAAUUAAAGAAAGAGGAGAGAGAGAGAGAGAUAGAAGAAUAAUUAAAUAUGCGUCGACUUGUCGCGAAAAUCAUUGGUAAAUAUGUCCACAUAUCUGACAAUGAAUGAAUGAAUGAAUGAAUAAAGAAAGAAAGAAAGAGAUUAAACAAGCAAGAUAAAGAGACACAACACAACGAAGUAAGAGAAAAUAAAAGAAGGACAAAUAUGAAUUAAGAGAAUCAUCUAUGCACGUCAAAAAAAACAAACUAACACACCCAAAAUGUCGCGAGUAUAUUAUCUACUUAAAUAUAUACUACUUUCGUGUUGAGGAAGAACAAAAAAAAAAAGGACGCAUUUAUCGUGAAAAUAAUGUAUUAACAUUUUUUCGCUAAAAUCCAAUCCGGUAAUUUUGAAACAGUCAUUUUUACAUAAGAAAAAAGAAAAUAAGAAUAAAAUAUCAUUGACCAGAGAGUGGUGGACUAUCUCUAUAGAUUAGAACAGAUGUAGAAAAAGAAAUAUGAAAGAGAACAAAAAAUCAGAUAAACGCCAAAUACAAUCGAAUAACGGUAGAUUUCUUUUUAUCAUCGUGAUGGUCGAGAUUCAAAUCUACACAUAUGUAUACGUAGGCGUGCAUAUAUAUAUAUAUAUAUACAUAUACAAAUAUACACAUAUGAAAUUGUCAUACAUGUAUUACACACAGAGAGGAAGGUGCAAUUAUCGGCGUAAAUAAUAAGAGUCGUAGGAGGAAGAAGAAAAGGAGAGGAUAAGGAUAAGGAGGAGGAGGAGGAGGAGGAGGAGGAGGUAGAUGUCUGGGUAUGAUUUAAGAUAGAAGAUAUAGCAAAAUGAUAUAUGAAUGUGUGUAUAAUUGUACCAUGGGUUUUUUACUAUCUCAUUGAUAGUAAUGUCACGUGACAUUGGUGUCUUCACACGCGGUAACGCUAUGAAAAAAAAAAAAAGAAAAAAGAAAAAAAAAAGGAGCGUAGAAAUUCGUUCUUUCGAGGAAAAAGUAAUACAAAAGAAAAAGAAAAACAACAACAACAAAUGAGAUAAACAAGAGAGACGCGAGUCGAUGGUUAAUUUCUCUCGAGUCGCGUCCAAAUUGCUCUAUUUUACCAACUUAACUACUACUACAUGUAUAUUGAUGAAUGGAACGUCGAAUCGAAGUGGAGGAGGACUCGGGACGCGUCGAAAAUGUGCCUUACGAUGCUACACGACGCAACAAAUUUCCUUAGGACAAGAAAAAAAAAAAAGAUAAAAUAAUAAUAUUAAAAAAAAAAAA